This is a messenger RNA of Merops nubicus (carmine bee-eater), 942 nucleotides long. RefSeq names its product potassium/sodium hyperpolarization-activated cyclic nucleotide-gated channel 4. Gene Ontology annotation, molecular function: monoatomic ion channel activity. Gene Ontology annotation, cellular component: membrane. NCBI's taxonomy places the organism in Eukaryota, Metazoa, Chordata, Aves, Coraciiformes, Meropidae. The record is from RefSeq and is a predicted model, not a curated record. Gene Ontology annotation, biological process: monoatomic ion transport; transmembrane transport. The annotation marks the transcript as partial. The transcript is spliced from 5 exons.
AUCUUCCACAUGACCUACGACCUGGCCAGUGCGGUGGUGCGGAUUGUGAACCUAAUUGGGAUGAUGCUGCUGCUGUGUCACUGGGAUGGCUGCCUCCAGUUCCUCGUGCCUAUGCUGCAGGACUUCCCCGACGACUGUUGGGUGUCCCUCAACCGCAUGGUGAAUGACUCCUGGGGGAAGCAGUAUUCCUAUGCACUGUUCAAGGCCAUGAGCCACAUGCUCUGCAUUGGCUACGGGCAGCAGGCGCCCGUUGGCAUGUCAGACGUGUGGCUCACUAUGCUGAGCAUGAUUGUUGGGGCCACCUGCUAUGCCAUGUUCAUCGGCCAUGCCACAGCCCUGAUCCAGUCUCUGGAUUCCUCACGGCGUCAGUACCAGGAGAAGUACAAACAGGUGGAACAAUAUAUGUCCUUCCACAAGCUCCCUGCAGACAUGAGGCAGCGCAUCCACGACUACUACGAGCACCGCUACCAGGGGAAGAUGUUUGAUGAGGAGAGCAUCCUGGGAGAGCUCAGUGAGCCGCUCCGAGAGGAAAUCAUAAACUUCAACUGCCGGAAGCUGGUGGCCUCCAUGCCCCUCUUUGCCAACGCAGACCCCAAUUUUGUGACGUCCAUGCUGACCAAGCUGCGGUUCGAGGUGUUCCAGCCGGGGGAUUACAUCAUCCGAGAGGGCACCAUCGGCAAGAAGAUGUACUUCAUCCAGCACGGGGUUGUGAGCGUCCUCACCAAAGGCAACAAGGAGACCAAGCUGGCGGAUGGCUCCUACUUUGGAGAAAUCUGCCUGCUGACCCGCGGCCGGCGCACGGCCAGCGUGCGCGCCGACACCUACUGCCGGCUCUACUCCCUCUCUGUGGACAACUUCAACGAGGUGCUGGAGGAGUAUCCCAUGAUGCGGCGAGCUUUUGAAACCGUGGCUCUUGACAGGCUGGACAGAAUUGGUAAGUAG